AGCAGCACAUUACUCCAGUCACUAACAGCAUGAAGAGCAGCAAGGUACCUCCGAUUGUGGAACAGGAACAGACAGGGAGCUAAAACACGCAUACAGCAUUAAAACGACAAAGGCAAAGAAGAAAAUGAAAGAACAUUGGAUGUGACAUCAUUGGUGUUUCUACAUACUGACUGGACCACAAACGGAAAAAACAAACAAUUAUACACCAAGAUGCAAGUGGCCUUGUGAACAUGUGGUUGAAAACGAGCACGAGAUCACAAGUAUACGUGCAGGAUCACAUCAAAACUGCUGUAAGAACUUUUUGCUUCCUUUUGCUGAGGAAUGUUACAUCUUUAUUUUCCCAAUAAGGAUUUUAAAUUUGGUUAUGUAAAAUUUUAUAAAGACAUUUUACAAGAUCUUAAAAAUAACAUACAUUUUUCCUGAAGGAACUCUAAACUGACAAUGCAAAACGACAGUACUGAUAGGAACUGUACUGUACAGGAUGAUUUUAAAUACAUUCUAUACAGCUCAGUGUUCAGCAUCGUAUUCAUUAUAGGACUGCUCUUCAACAUUGUGGCUUUGUACAUCUUCACUUGCUCGCUGAAACAAAGGAAUGAGACCACAAUCUACAUGUUGAAUCUGGUUGUAUGCGACACACUUUUCGUCCUCAGUCUGCCAUUUCGGAUUUCUUACUUUCUCAACAAGCAAUGGCCUUUCGGGCCAACCCUUUGCAAAAUCUCUGUGUCGCUGUUCUACACGAACAUGUAUGGCAGCAUCUUUUUCCUGACCUGCAUCAGUGCAGAUCGCUUUCUGGCCAUCGUUUAUCCUUUCGCCUCCAGGUCAAUGAGGACUAAAAGAAACGCAAAAAUUGCCUGCUGUUCAGUUUGGCUGCUAGUGCUCUCGGUGAGCUUGACAUUUGGGUUUAGGUUGGACACUUCCAGCUCUGGAAACAACACCUACUGCUUUGAAAAAUACAGCAACAGUCAAUGGAAAUCUCAGCUAUCCAAAGUGGUGCUGGUCAUGGAGACUGUGGGCUUUGUGAUCCCACUGCUUAUCAAUAUUUUCUGCUCCAUAAUGAUCCUAAAGACGUUGAGAAACCUGGACACAAUUAAAAGUCAAGUGCACCUGAACAAGACCAAGAUCUUGCGCAUGAUUAUUGUGCACUUGCUGGUCUACUGCUUUUGCUUCAUCCCAUACAACAUCAAUUUAUUUUUUUACUCACUGGUUCGCAGUAAAGUCAUCGAUAAUUGUGCUGUGGAGACUGUGGUCAAAACUAUUUACCCUAUUGCACUGUGCAUUGCGGUGACCAAUUGCUGCUUUGACCCUGUUAUUUAUUACUUCACUUCAGAAACCAUCCAGAACUGUAUUAAACGGAAGUCUUAUGCUGCACAAAGCACCAAGAGGUACAGCAAUGGUCCAGACGAGUCUCCUGUGAACACGGCACAGUUCCUGAUAGCCAAGUUAAUAUUUAACGAAACUGCUGUUUGAGGACAUGGAGGUUUCUAUUCCAUACAACAACAAAAGAAGUGAAAAACAAUAUGUAUUCCUGUGUAUACUUUACAAUGACAUGAAUUUAUAAGAAAAAGAAUGUAUUUUGUUUAUCUUUUAUAAUUUAAUUUUUUACAUGUUUUGGUAUGUCAUCAUAUAUAAGUCAACAUUUUAAAUUUCAUUUAUUAUUUAACAAAUAAAAAAGCAAUCUUUUUUUUUUAUAAUGAGCUAUAUAAUGAAUAUAUUUAGUAGGCUGACAAGAUCUGACUUUAUAGCACAUUUAUAACACCUAAUAUAUUAUUGCUCACACAUACAUGUAGCGAAAAAACUUUUUUUCAUCACGAUCUAAACAAUUAUUCUUCUUCCCUGCAAAUCCUACAGAAAUCUAUUUUAUGGUUUUUAUAAAAAUGUAUUGCAAUAUACCUUAAACUUAGUGUUGACACCUCUUAAACCUAGAGAUGCAUUAAACUAUAAAAUAUUUAUUUCAUAAACGCAGUCCAAUCAUUUAAAUUCUAAGCUCAUUAACUGAACAUUUACAAAACCAUGCAUAACCAUGUAAUGUUUGAACCUUCCAUACAAAAUAACACAUUAGAUCCAAGCUGAUAUUAUUAAAGCCUACUUGUUUGUGAGUUACUGAAGUUUAGAUUAAACGAUUCAACCUAGCUGACAGCUACAAAAAUAAGCUGUUACAACAAUAAAGAGGUAUUGAUUUGCACUUCUGUAUUUCAAUUAAAAUAUUACAGACCCUCUGUCUAUGCAUCAUGGACCCCACUUCGAGAAUUUUCCGCAAUAAAUCAGUCAAAAGAGGGCUUGUUUCUGUAAACUAAUGUUAUCACAACUUUCAUUUCCCCCACUCUUCAUUUAGAUCCAUUA
Messenger RNA from Clarias gariepinus (North African catfish), 2340 nucleotides. RefSeq names its product lysophosphatidic acid receptor 6-like. Gene Ontology annotation, cellular component: membrane. The record is from RefSeq and is a predicted model, not a curated record. The transcript has a single exon. Gene Ontology annotation, molecular function: lysophosphatidic acid receptor activity. Gene Ontology annotation, biological process: positive regulation of Rho protein signal transduction; phospholipase C-activating G protein-coupled receptor signaling pathway. Bases 442 to 1467 code for a protein of 341 amino acids. NCBI's taxonomy places the organism in Eukaryota, Metazoa, Chordata, Actinopteri, Siluriformes, Clariidae.